This is a messenger RNA of Gamsiella multidivaricata, 1629 nucleotides long. RefSeq names its product HAD-like domain-containing protein. The record is from RefSeq and is a predicted model, not a curated record. Gene Ontology annotation, molecular function: phosphatase activity; magnesium ion binding. The transcript has a single exon. Gene Ontology annotation, cellular component: cytosol. Bases 333 to 1505 code for a protein of 390 amino acids. NCBI's taxonomy places the organism in Eukaryota, Fungi, Mortierellomycota, Mortierellomycetes, Mortierellales, Mortierellaceae.
ACGGGAUGGGCAUCCUUGAGCUGCUGAGAUCAGCCUAGACCUCGAUCGAGUAUCUUAUCUGUUCCCGUACGCAGUCUGAUCCAAAAAGAUUUUUUUUCGAAACCAAGACUAUGAGUUGGCGGCGGCUGUGACGACAUUCCCCCCUUCAGCACCUCAGAUCGAGUCCAGUUACAUCUCCCCAUCGACCAUUACUCAUUCCAUCCGCAUCAAGCAAAAAAACCCUGCAUCCACUCCCCCGGCUAGUCUUACAUAAUCACGUUCCCCUAUUGCCGUAAUUGCCUUUUACAGACAUCCUUUCCCCUCUGUCCAAAACAGGCAAUUGCCCUCUUUGCAUGUCCUCCUUCCACAAGUCCACUCGACUACCUCGUCUGGUCGUCACAGACCUCGACGGCACACUCCUCACCCCGCAGCACACUAUCUCCUCUCGAUCCACCAGUGCUCUAUCGCUCGCUCAACGCUUCCACCUCGCCACCCACAGUAAUGCCAAUGACAUCCAUGACAGCAUCCCUCCGAUCCAGAUAAUGAUCGCCUCUGGCCGCUCCCCUCGAUCGAUCCAAAAAGUAAUCGACCUCUUCAAUGGCCUCAUGGUCCCGGAUGCCGUCCUCUGCUGCAACGGUGCCCUGACCUACAACCCCCGCACCAAAACCAUCGCCCACCCUCAGUUCAUUCCCCUGCCCCAGGCGCUUGCUGUCACCCAAACCCUUCGUGCCCACAUUUCCAACCAUGGGACACUUCGUAGUCAUAUUCCCGCCAGCACGACCCCGCAGAACCAAGAGGAUGAGGAUCUCAAGCUCUUGCGACUCAACAGCGAUAUCAAUGGCCGUAUUGUCAGCAGUAACGACCAAGGGGCAAUAGGACAGGACAAAGAUGGGAUCGUAGCCGGAAGAGCAGGUUUUGCCUGCGAGGUCAUCUACUUCUCCUUUGACUCCCUGACCGGCGCCCCUGUCUACGACAAUGACACCAAAUUCAUCUGCGACCGCACCUGGGAGCUCCAACGAAAGCAUACCAUCUACUACGACUACACCGUCGUCCCAGACUCCAUGGAAUCCUUCCUUCAAUCCCUCUCCUCUCCCUCGCCUACUUCCUCUUCCUCGACCGCACCGCGUGGAGGGAUCAUCAAACUCAUGGCCCUAGAUCGGAACCGCUCCGCCCCCAAAGUCUUUGAAUCCCUACCAGCCUCCUUACGCCCCUCAUCUCCAUCUUCCACAACAACCGCCUCUGACGAGGUCUCGAUCACCUAUUCCGGAAACUACUUUCUCGAAAUCGCAGCCGCUGGUGUGAGUAAGGGUCUUGGCCUUUCUAAAUACUGUGAAGCCAACGCCAUCCCCGCCCAGGGCGUCGUCGCCUUCGGAGACCUCCUGAAUGAUGCCGAGAUGUUGCAGUUCGCAGGGUUGGGGCUUUGUAUGGGAAAUGGACACCCAGAGAUGAAAGCCCUAGCGGAUCGGGUUAUUGGGACGAAUACCGAGGAUGGCCUUGCCCAGGAAAUCGAGUCCUGGUUCGUUUGAGUCGUUUUGUUUUGCGGUAUAUUUAUUUACUUAUUCAUUCAUCCAUCGAGAACAUAGACAGAUAGAAUAGAUUGAUAGACAUAGACAUUUACCAACAAACAUUCAGAUUAAAGCGAGCACGGGC